Opisthocomus hoazin is the source of this 1724-nucleotide messenger RNA. RefSeq names its product T-box transcription factor 19 (gene TBX19). Gene Ontology annotation, molecular function: RNA polymerase II cis-regulatory region sequence-specific DNA binding; DNA-binding transcription factor activity, RNA polymerase II-specific. NCBI's taxonomy places the organism in Eukaryota, Metazoa, Chordata, Aves, Opisthocomiformes, Opisthocomidae. The record is from RefSeq and is a predicted model, not a curated record. Gene Ontology annotation, cellular component: nucleus; chromatin. Gene Ontology annotation, biological process: cell fate specification; positive regulation of DNA-templated transcription; regulation of transcription by RNA polymerase II.
GCUGGUGUCACUGCCCAUUGGGACUUCCAGGGGAAAGAGCGAGUCAGUGGCAAAAGAGCGAGGAGAGCACGUUUGUCAGACGGUGCCCAAUGAAAUGACUUGUUUUUUGAUUUAGCUCAUUAUCUGUGUCUUUUAACAGCUACCUGAAGUUUCUGGCAGUAAAGUCGUCAUGGCAGACCUGGGCUGCAAAAAACCCAGCGACUGCACCGUCUCCAGGCUUCUCAGUGUGGUGGAGAGCGAACUCCGGGCUGGGAGAGACAAAGGCGACCCCACGGAGAAACAGCUCCAGGUUGUCUUAGAGGAUGCGACGCUCUGGCAGAGAUUCAGGGAAGUCACUAAUGAGAUGAUUGUGACCAAGAACGGCAGGAGGAUGUUCCCUGUUUUGAAGAUCAGCGUGUCAGGCUUGGACCCGAACGCCAUGUAUUCCUUCCUGUUGGACUUUGCCCCGACUGAUAGCCACCGCUGGAAGUACGUCAAUGGCGAGUGGGUGCCGGCUGGGAAACCAGAGCCGCCAAACCACAGCUGCGUCUACAUCCACCCAGACUCUCCCAACUUUGGGGCCCAUUGGAUGAAAGCUGCCAUUUCCUUCAGCAAAGUCAAACUUACCAACAAGCUCAAUGGGAGUGGGCAGAUAAUGUUGAACUCCCUGCACAAAUAUGAGCCCCAGGUACACAUAGUUCGCGUAGGAGGCCCCCACCGGAUGGUGAUGAACUGCUCCUUCCCUGAGACGCAGUUCAUAGCUGUGACUGCCUAUCAAAAUGAAGAGAUAACAGCUCUCAAAAUCAAGUAUAAUCCCUUUGCCAAAGCCUUCCUGGAUGCGAAGGAAAGAAAUCAUCCCAAGGAUGCUCCAGAAACAGUCUCUGAAGGUCAACAUAUGACAUAUUCUCACUCUCCACACACUCCCCAUGGCUGCGAGCGAUAUUCAGCACUGCGAGGGCAUCGGGCUGCUCCAUACCCACCUUCCUACGUGCAGAGAAAUCACUCACCUACAGUUAAUUUGUUGGAGAGCUCCAGCAAUAAUCUUCAGGUAUUCUCAGGACAUGACAGCUGGACUUUGCCAUCCUCUCCACAUGCUAAUUUGCUUUCAGUGCCACACACAAAGGGAGCUGCCAGCCCUGGACCCAGCCACUACCCUUGCCUGUGGACAGUGAGUAACAGUGCUGUAAAUGUUGCCAACCCGGGAAGCGAGGUGAACAGCAGCCCUUCGAGCAUGUUUCUGAGGGGCAAUGUCCCCUUACCCACUGCAUCAUCAGUCCAAAUCCCUCUGCAGGGAUCGGUGUCUGGCAGCAUGGAAACGCAAGGGGAAACCGCUCUGGCCAGACUCGCCGACUCUGCGUGGACGUCCACACACUCCUUUUAACGGCCAGGCAGCUCAUGAGGGAAGCUCCGCCAAACAAGACUGACACAAAUGGCAAAUGAUCCCCAAGAACUGCAGCUCAGAGCAGGGAUGUGUAUGCAGAAAACUGACUUCAUCAAACAUCACUUUCCACAAUGUACGUCUGGUGUGCCAGAGAAGCCAAAAUGCAUAAUGCAAAGGCAGGAAAUGUUAUGGGAACCAGCUUAUCGCUGUAAGCUUUACACAUCAUUCAGUAUGAUGUCCAGAAAUAAUCUUUAUAGUUAGUUGUGCUUCUGUAUCACACAAUAUCACACAACCCUCCCCUCCAAAAACAGUCAGAGACAUGGGACUGAGUGAAGCAGACAUGGAAGCUGGAUAUUUGCAUGUC